UCCCCAGGAACUCACAUGGAUGAGUAUUAAACACCGCUUACUAGUAGCAAAAGAGCGUGCGAUAACCAAAGGUCCGAAUCGAAGAAGAUUACACGCUGUGCUUUCUGCAAAAUGGGUCUUCUUGGCCNCUUAACAAGCUAUUUAGUUGUCUUUGUAUUUUGUGCGAGUGGAGUCGUGAAGCUUACUGACCGCGUUCUUCCACAAACACACCAAUGGAUGAAAAAAGAGUUUGUACGUUAUGCUAAAGUUCAUCCAUUCACAGUAUAUUUUGAUUAUCACGUGGAACCUGUGCUUUACAUGAAGGUUAUAGGAUGGGUAGAACUUGUCUGUGGGCUYGUUUUGCUGUCAAGUCCCAGGCCUCUAAAAGUCCUUAGCUCUCUUAUUUGUAUGGUGAUUAUGRUUGGUGCAGUGUUUACAAUCUACAAAUUGAACAUGCCGUUACAAGAAAUGGUCCCAGCAACAGUGACCUUUGGCCUUCUUCUUGUCAAUAUGUUGUUUAUGUUUCAAGUGGAAAAGGAAGAUGCAAAGAAGAUGGAUUAGAAAAAAAUAUCUAUAGAUAUGUAACAAGCUACGAACACCCAACCACCCCUCACCACCUCCAGCACCACUCAAUUGCAUUGCACGUAAAAUAUGCAAAUGGUCUUACAAAAUAACAUCAGAAAAGAAAUUUUUAUAGCACUUUUAAAUUCUAUGGUUCAAUAGUUUUGACAAGUCUACAGCUGCAGUAGAGAUCACACUUAAACCAUUAAGUACUGUGUACAAAAUCUAAUUUAAGUUUUAAUUUGUAUUAUAAAACUCACUAAUAUUCAUAAGGCAAAACACAAUCAUAGCCCAUGAAGAGAGUUGUAUAUUACAUACAGAUUUCUUGUUCA
This is a messenger RNA of Exaiptasia diaphana, 872 nucleotides long. RefSeq names its product transmembrane protein 35B. Lineage: Eukaryota; Metazoa; Cnidaria; Anthozoa; Actiniaria; Aiptasiidae. The record is from RefSeq and is a predicted model, not a curated record. The coding region runs from base 112 to 540 and encodes 142 amino acids. The transcript is spliced from 4 exons.